AUGGCAUAUGUUUGCAUUAAUAAACUCGAACGCCACCUAAGCGGUACUGAUAUUAAUGAAAAUGGUGAAUGUAUUGAUAUAUAUGAUCGUCAUGAAGGAAUUGAUUGUUUUCGAAAACGUCUUAUGCAGUUAUUAAAAUGUAUGUUCACGUUUGAUGAUAAACAUCUUGCUCCAGCGGUUCUCCAUCCUCUUUAUCGCAGAUUAACAUUUGCUACAUCAUACUGUAAAAGUAUUGCUCACCAUUAUAUUCGUGAACAAAUAAAUGAUAUUCUUGAUUUAAAUCAACCGUAA
Rotaria sp. Silwood1 is the source of this 291-nucleotide messenger RNA. Lineage: Eukaryota; Metazoa; Rotifera; Eurotatoria; Philodinida; Philodinidae. The record is from the annotation of a GenBank genome assembly.